Callorhinchus milii (elephant shark) is the source of this 1749-nucleotide messenger RNA. RefSeq names its product tumor necrosis factor receptor superfamily member 16. Bases 131 to 1336 code for a protein of 401 amino acids. Gene Ontology annotation, molecular function: death receptor activity; coreceptor activity; nerve growth factor binding. The transcript has 7 exons. The record is from RefSeq and is a predicted model, not a curated record. Gene Ontology annotation, cellular component: cell surface; plasma membrane. Lineage: Eukaryota; Metazoa; Chordata; Chondrichthyes; Chimaeriformes; Callorhinchidae. Gene Ontology annotation, biological process: Rho protein signal transduction.
AUAUAUAUAGCUUCUCUCUCUCUCUCUCUCUCUGCUGCUAUGGAGAUGUAAACGGAUCAAAGUCAUAGCAAAGAAAGGAAGACACCAAACCCUCACUGAGCGGAUAUUGAACUGCAUCUUCACACAAAAGAUGAAGAUCGCAUCCUUUAUUUUGGUCCUUUCUCUGGUGUCUGUGUUGAAAGCCCAAGAAUGGUGUCCAACCAAACAGUACACUGCUGCUGGAGAAUGUUGUGAAGCUUGUCCCCCUGGAGAGGGGAUGAAGGUCCUCUGUGGGGAGGAAAACACUGAGUGUGAGAUCUGCUUGGACAGUGUCACUUACUCAAACAUCUCAAGCCACACCGACCCGUGCCAACAGUGUACAGUGUGCACAGGCACAAUGACCAUGAAUAUUCCUUGCAUGGAUAGCUUUGACACGGUCUGCUCUUGCAUGAAUGGGUUUUACCUGAACAGCAGCGAAGAUGAAAAGUGCCUUCCGUGUGAGAUCUGCGACAACGGGUCUGGUGUCCUGGAGCAAUGCACCGAAACACAGAAUACAAUCUGCGAGGUCUGUCCUCCAGAGACCUAUUCUGACCAGAAAAGCAGCAUCGACCCAUGCAUGCCUUGCACUAUUUGUGAGGAGAAUGAGAUGAUGGUCACGGAGUGCUCGUCUGUGCAAGACACAGUAUGCACAUCUCACAGUCCCCGUUUUUUCUCAACCGCCUUGGAUGUGACUUCAAAAACCACGGCGACCGUCGAGAUAAUGACCACCACAGCUAUCCCGAGUUCCCCAAAGCUGAUCUGGAAGGGCAACAAUGACAACAUCAUUCCUGUUUAUUGCUCCAUUCUGGCCGCUGUUGUGGUGGGACUUGUGGCGUACGCUGCUUUCAAACGAUGGAACAGCUGCAAACAGAACAAGCAGGGAGCGAAUAACAGGACAGUAAACCAGACCCCGUCACCGGAGGGGGAGAAACUACACAGCGAUAGCGGAAUCUCGGUGGAUGGUCAGAGUCUACAUGAGCAACAACAACAACAGAAGCAACAACAGCAUACAUUUUGCAAGUUAGAUGUGAAACUCUACACCACUCUGCCUCCUCAUAAGAAGGAAGAGGUGGAGAAGCUCCUGAAGAGCUGUGAGGAGGAGGCCGAGUGGUGCAGCCUGGCUGGUUUGCUGGGCUACAACGAGAAGCACAUAGACACUUUCAAGCAGGAUGAAUACCCCGUGCACGCCCUGCUGUCGGACUGGUCGGCCAAGGACUCGGCCACCAUGGAUGAACUUUGCACGGCCCUGCGGAAACUCAAGCGGGACGACAUCGUCGAAAGCCUGAGCAGCGAGCCUACAGCCACCUCCGCUGUGUGACAAGGGGAAACAACGAGCAGCGACCGGCAGCCUUACUCUUCUGAGCGUUCCUUCUGGAAUUGGGGAGACCAAACAACAACAAACAAACAAAACGAGAGACUGGAUUGAGAAGAGCAAGCGCGUGAAGGAGAAGGGAGUUCACUCGAUGCUUUAUGAGAGGCCCCCUUUAAUACACUGAUGCAUAACUUUCAGUAUUGUCCUAUCUACCAACUUCCCCUCCCCCCCAACCCCCCCUCUCCCACCCAUGAACGAAUGGACGAACGAACAAACGAAACGUCAGUGUGGACUUGUGUUUCUUCUUUUGUGCUGCUUGCAGCACUUUUUUGCUUAACAGAAAAUGUCUGCAAGUAUCUAUCUUACAGUCUUGUAAAUUGUUAGAAGCCCCCAUUGCCUUUCCCCCUCCUGCCUCCCGC